GAUGAGGCGAAUGUGAAUCUUGAGUCAGGGAAUGACACAGGAGAGCUCAAACUUGAAGAAGCUGCUACAAAGGUUCAAGCUGCUUUCAGAGCUCAUCAGGCCCGUGAAGAGUUUCAAACGCUUAAGAGUAUCAUAAAGCUGCAAGCAGUUAUCCGUGGUCACUUGGUUAGAAGACAAGCUGUUGCUACAUACUCGUGCAUUUGGGGAAUUGUGAAGUUACAAGCUCUUGCCCGCGGGAAGAAAGCUAGAUCUUCAGAAACCGGGGUUCAACUUCAGAAGACAAAUACGGAAACGGAGAAUUCUGAAACUGUGCAAGGGAGCUCAUACAGUUGGCUUGGGAAUCCCACAAAGCUCUCCAUGAUUGAUAAGCUUCUAGUUUCAACACCAACGACAUUGCCUCUCAAGAUUCAGUAUGGUCCUGAGGAUCCUAACUCAGCCAAGGUGUGGCUUAUGCGCUGGACACAAUUGCAAGUUUGGGCUCCUGGUCCACUGGUGUUGAAGAGUCUGGUUCCAAAAUCGACUCAGACAAAGAAGCGAAGUUUUCAAGCAGUUGAAGCGGACAAGGGAAAAAUGAAGAGAGGUGUCAAGAAACCACCCGGUGGUUCAAAUACUGGGCAUAGUUCUAGUAGCCGUUCUGCAGCUGAAAACGAAAAGCCUAAGCGAAAUGUGCGGAAGGCUUCCACGCUUGGUAAAGAGCUUUCAAGAAUCGAGAACGACAAGGCUAAGCAGAGCUCAAGAAAAAGUACCAGCGCCUUAAAGGAAGGGUCUUCACUGGAGGUUAAAGAUGAGAAGCCUAGAACUAGUCUCAAAAAGGCUUCACUUUCUAAUGUGUUAGAGAAACCUACCCGCAAGUCCGCUGAGAAGAAGAAAGAGAUUGCAGAUUCAGUGCAGAACGCUGAGAAGAAGAAAGAGACUGCAGAUUCAGUGCAGAACGUUGAGAAGAAGAAAGAGACUGCAGAUUCAGUGCAGAACGCUGAGAAGAAGAAAGAGGCUGCAGAUUCAGUGCAGAAAGAAUUGCCUGGUGACAAGGUUUCAGCUCCUGUAGUUGAUACUCCUGAAGAGGAAAAGGUGGAAGACACACCUGCAACGGUUUCAAAAGAGGCUGAUCUUGAGAAAGAUGAGAAGUCACCGGUUCUGGAUAACCCUGAGCAAGAUGAACUCAAAACCGCAGAGAGCAUUGAUAAAGCUGAGGAAGAAACCCAAGAGCCAGAUGUGCAGAUUAUUAGCUCUGAGAAUGGAACUGCUGCUCCUGAAAACACAAAGCCGAGCGAUAGACGAGCUUCCCUACCUGCAAUGAUUGAGAAUCAUCACCAAGAAGAUGGGCUUACACAUAGCGGGAGAAAGAUCCCAAGCUAUAUGGCUCCAACUGCAUCUGCAAAGGCAAGAGUAAGAGGACAAGGAUCUCCAAGGAUUGCUCAGGAGAAGCCUGAGAAAAACGGGACAACAACACGACGCCACUCUCUUCCUCCUGCAGCCAAUGGUAAGCUGAGUACAAUGUCUCCAAGGGCUCACAGACUUCUCAUAGCUUCAGCUAAAGGAUCAAUGAACAGUGACAGAUCUUUUUCGUCUUCCAAGGACAUUGGUGGUAAGAAGUUUAAAAUAAAUCGACGAAAGCUGAGUGGAAACGGUGAAGUCAUUUGA
Thlaspi arvense is the source of this 1641-nucleotide messenger RNA. NCBI's taxonomy places the organism in Eukaryota, Viridiplantae, Streptophyta, Magnoliopsida, Brassicales, Brassicaceae. The record is from the annotation of a GenBank genome assembly.